AUGAUGAAAGCCUGGCAAUUAGUCGAUAUUAAUGGUGAGGUGAUCAAUGAAGAAGAUAUUUCAAGUGUUGGUUCUGAUUGGUCAUUCAUGCAAUUCGAUCGAGAUGAUGGAUAUCCAAGUCGCCCACAUUCGGUAGCUGGUCGACGAUCAGACACUGAAUGUGAAUAUAAAUCUCGUUCACCUUCUGCAAACAGUGAUUAUAACUGCUAUAGCUCUCAUUGUAGUCUGGACAGAUACAAUGAGCCUCCCUUAAGAUCCAAAAAUGCCAACAAAUCAUCAAAGAACAAACAUUUGUCUGGGACUAUUCCUGGAAAUACAGUAAUUCCUAUAACAUCAAAAACCGAAAUAUUAAAAUCUCAUCCACGUAAUGGAUUACGACCUGGUCAUAUACAUCAGUCCUCCGCUAGAAAUUCCAAUGGAACACGUCAAGCGUUGGCACGUUGGAAUGCUUGUCGUAA
Schistosoma intercalatum is the source of this 458-nucleotide messenger RNA. Lineage: Eukaryota; Metazoa; Platyhelminthes; Trematoda; Strigeidida; Schistosomatidae. The record is from the annotation of a GenBank genome assembly.